ACAUCUCCCAGAGAGGCCGGAGAGACUCCAGGUGCUUGCCGAGGAGCUGAUCUCGCCGCUGCUGUGCUCUGGAGGAGCUGCUGUGCCGUGAGGAGGAGUAGGCAGAGAGAAGCAGAACUAGGGGCAGGGGUGAAGGGCCGAGGAGGAGGGUUGUUUUGCUGGAAGGCUGCCCACCUGCUACAGUUGUUGACCUGCAGCAAGGGGGGAAGCAAGAUGGCAAAAUCCCUCUUCUCGGGACCUCGCUCGCCUCCAACUGCUGAGAAGCUCAGAAAUUCUGGUAAGGCCCUCAGGCCCAAUUUCACACGUGCUGUCGGGCCCAGUGACAUGUCUGAAAACAGGUGUGGAAGCCCUGAAGGAGGAAGGUGGGCAUGGCUGAGCAGGGCAGGUUGCUGCAAGAAGGCAGCUACCUUAGCACCCAAGGGGCCGAAGGAGCGCUUGGGCAGGCGUGACUCCUGGGUUCUGUUCCCGACCUGGCCCCUGCCUUCCCAGGGAUCUCCAAGCAGGAGCCGCCAGUGGAACUGAACUGCUUGUCUCAGAAACGCAUCACUCCUUUGGCAGGAAUUCAGGGUGCUGAACUGUUUUGAGGUGGCCUCCUGGGAGCAUGACAUGUCUCUUCUUUUGUUUUCCAGAGCUCGCUAAGUUUUGGUCCAGUGCAUCCUAUUAUCUCAGUCAACAGCUGGCUUUCUACCAGGCUGUGCACAUUCCUGGACUGGGGACUUUCAUGGUUGUCAGAGAGCGCGUAGUCAGCCAGAAGGGUCUGGUUACUGUUGAGAGACCCCUGUUUCACCUGGCAAAGGCUCUUGCGCAGGACCAUGACCUCCAGUAUGACUCCAUAGAUGUUGCAGGUAGGAAGAGUGAAGUCUGACAGAGGUGCUUCCCUGGCACCAGAGUGGGGAAAGGGUGCCAGACUGUCAUUAUAGAUGGUAAUACAGUGUAACAGCACACUCUCUUUCACCUGCUUCAACAAUGGGUUUCAUUCCGGUCUCAUUGGCUCCGUGUCUCAGCGUCUCCUCAGAGACAUACCAAUGGUGCCACUUCAAAAUCUCAAGAGUAGCGUAUUGCCUGUGGGGCUGGAAGCUGCUGACUUUUGAUUGUAGCCCACUCAGUGGCUCUCCAAGUGCUCACGUUCCUCUCCUCUUCUUUCGCCAGGACAUGACCAGUAUCAGCAACUUCCGUAUGCUCAGAUAGCCUCAGAAAAUGGCAUCUCUGCAGACGCGGCGCAGCUUUGCGUGGAAAGGACCGUGUGCCUUUUCAGCGCCUGCAUAGAGAAGAGGCGGAACGUUGCUUUCAUUUGGAGAGACGUUGGCAUGCUGCUGAUUGAAGGAAAACGGGUCCAAAUGAAAUUCUAUGAGGACUUCCUGGAGAAGCUCAACGGGACUGCUGACAUGUUGCAGGCUCUUCUUGGGGUAGGUUUUGCAUUUUCCCAGCACUACCUCUGAUUCUUCUGAAAUGCCUUCCGGGGACUAGGGGACUGCUUUCUCCUUGCCUGCCAUGCUUCUUCAGCCACCUGGGCUCCUGGUGGUCUGCAGGAAAGCAGGCUCUGUAGAGCUCUUCCCUUACACGAGGGGGCGCGGCUCUGUGCCAGGAUAUGCAACCUCAAAAGGCCUUGCUUUUUGUCAAGAGACCAGAGGAGCGGUGAGCGUCACUGCUCAGUCCCAACUCAGAGCAUGGAGCAGAGACACAGGCACAGCAAGGCUUGCUGAGGCCCGAACCCUCCCUUUGGCAGCUUGCGUUGUGUUGGGCUAAGACAGAUUGGAGCUGCCAGCCAUUCCCAUUGUCCCCAUCUCCCAUCGUCUGUCUCCGUUCUGAUUGCAGAUGCCAGAAAUGAGCAAAUCGGUCAUCUCACGCAACGACUGCGUAGCUUCCCAAACAACUUCCGGACGUGUUACUGUCUUUCCAAUGUACGAGCACAAGUGCAUAAUUAAAAUGACUGAAACACCAAAGGUGGACCUGAAGUACCACGUGAAGACCAGACACGAGCAAGGCUGGGCAAGACCUGGUGACAGUGGCACGAAAGGGGACCUUUGUGAGACGCGCCUCCUUCAUCGAGCAGCGCUUUCUCCAAUAAGAUUACCGGCAUUGACUGUAAUGCCAGGGAGAGACCAGAAAGCCGAGGAGAAAGAGCCUCGCACCAGGCAGCUACCAGCCGUCCCGGGGAGACCCUUGCAGGAUAAAGAAGAGCAAGGGAAAGUCAUUCCUCUGGUGACUCCCAGGAUGGUGGACUUCAUUGCUGCAGCGGUGGAGGCGAAUAGAAGGAUUGCCGCCGAGAAAAAAUGCGCAAAGACCAGGAAGGGAAAGGAGCAGAAGGGGAAGACAGUGAGGAAGGAGAAGGAGGAGAAGGGGAAGACGGUGAGGAAGGAGAAGGAGGAGAAGGGGAAGAAGGUGAAGGAGAAGGAGGACAAGAUGAGAAAAGAGGAGAAGGUAAAGCAGGAGAAGGUGAAGGAGGAGAAAGGGAAGAAGGUGAAGGAGGACAAGAUGAGGAAAGAGGAGAAGGUGAAGCAGGAGAAGAAGGUGAAGUUUGUGCAGCAAGAGAAGGUGAAGGUCGUGAAACAGGAGAUGAAGGUGAAGAACGUGAAGCAGGAGAAGGUGAGGAAGGUGAAGCAGGAGGAGAAGAGUAGAUUUUCAAAACAUGCCCAGAAGUUCUUGGCUGAAGAGGAAAAAAAGAACAAAAUGCUGAAGAAACAGAAAAAGAAGCAAGCCAAGCAGCAAGAGUUGGAAGCAGAGAAGACGGAAGCCCAGCCAGAAGAAGUGGAGAUGCCAGUGGCUCAGGAAUCCUCUACCUUUGAGGAAGAAUAUUCCAGCUCUCUGUCUGAGAGCGAGACAGAGCAGUCCAGCUCCAGCUGCAGCUCCAGCCACAGCCUGAUCAAGAGGAUGAUGGGGGAGCAGGAAGAGGCUGAGGAGGAGCCACCCAGAGUCUCCUGGGACAGCGCUCAUUUCCCAAAACGGAGGCUUACUCCAGUGACAGAAGAGACCCUGCGGGAGGUGGUGAAGUGCAUUGUGGAGCAAGUGGCCCGUGAGCAGCAGGGACAGAGAGAUGCAGAGAAGGAUCUGCAGGGCCGGCUCCAGAGCGAGCUCGCAGUGCUGCGGUGGAGUCAGUGGAGUCGGUCAGCAAGAGAAACACCCAGCAUCCUUUCUCUGUCAGGACCUCAGUAUAGACCUGCACCCCCUCCUGGGCCAAGGCCGGGCAAGGCAGCACGGGUAGGUGGUGUGGGCUCCUGUAAGCACCAUGUCAUAGCUAGCCAUAGCAAGCCACGGGAAGACCCUCUUGGGCCUGUGGGAUGGAGAGCAGCUGGCCGCGGAACUGGAGACCUCUGCACAGACAACCCUGCCAGCCAGCUAUGUGCUCAGGCCAAAGUCUAAGCCCUCGCCUGACUCAGUGCCUGGUCAAUCAGCCCCACAGCAGGCUACCCCAGAUUGGGACUGGCCACAAGGGCUGCAAUUACAUUACAGGGACCAUGAGCCUGCUCUCUCUAGCCACACACGAGCAGAGCCACUCUCUUAUACUGCAGAGACUUGCAGUGUUGUGCUGCUUGUCUCUGCAUUCACAGAACUACAGAGCUUCACGCUGAACUCCUUAGGCCCGGAGAGUAGUUCCUGCGCACGUCAACAAGGAGCACGAGAGAUCUGCCAGCACUGAGACUCCCGAGACAGACAUCCAGCAAGUGUCACCCUCAAUGAGGACCCUCAAUGAGGACCCUCAAUGAGGCUCAGUGAGGACCACCGUUCACUUCUGGCGACGUUAACGGUGACACUCUGAAAGGCGCGUCGCCACUUUCCCUGUCACCCUUUCCCUAUACCCAAUAAAACCCCAUUACCCAAACACCA
Messenger RNA from Gallus gallus (chicken), 3825 nucleotides. RefSeq names its product golgin subfamily A member 6-like protein 6. NCBI's taxonomy places the organism in Eukaryota, Metazoa, Chordata, Aves, Galliformes, Phasianidae. The record is from RefSeq and is a predicted model, not a curated record. The coding region runs from base 1816 to 3360 and encodes 514 amino acids. The transcript is spliced from 9 exons.